AUGGGCAUCACUUACUCAGACGACCAGACCCCGGAAGAAGUUCACCCCACAUCGGUGAAAGAUGGCCAGUCUCUGAUUAACCAGGUCAUUGCUGCCACGGGGCCGAAGGCGCAUCCAAGAUUGGCACAGAUCAUGCCCAGUCUUGUACGGCAUCUUCACGAUUUCGCCCGAGAAGUCAACCUGACAGUCCCGGAGUGGAAGGCAGCCGUUGAAAUGGUGCGUGAUUUCCGAUGCGCCUGUUUCGCGAUCACUUUGGCUCUGAAUGAAUGCGGCCAAAUCUCCAACGACCGACGCAACGAAACGCAACUUCUCUGCGACAUUCUCGGCCUCGAGUCUCUCGUCGACGAGAUCACUUCGAACCUGCUCGCCAGUUCCAACGCCGGCACACCAUCAGCAGUCCUGGGUCCGUUCUACAGGCACAACGCGCCUCUACUACCCAACGGCAGCUCCAUCGUCAAGAACCUGACGCCCGAGACACCUUGGUUCAGCCAAGCCAUCGCAGACUCGGCCUACAUCACAGGCCGCGUCCUGUCCACCGACGGCAGGCCCAUCCCCGGUGCUAUUGUCGACACCUGGCUUGCCGCGCCGAACGGACUCUACGAGCAGCAGGAUGAGUCCCAGACCGACAUGAACCUAAGGGGUCGGUUCAAGACUGACCAAGAUGGCCGCUUUGCGUUUUAUGCGCUGCGGCCGACUUCUUAUCCGAUUCCGUUUGAUGGUCCCGCGGGCAGGUUCUUGACCUUGCUGGAUCGGAACCCCAAUAGGCCGGGUCAUAUCCACUUCGUCGUUUCGGCACGAAGACAUCGCCCGCUGACGACGCAAAUCUUCGAUAGCCGGGACAAAUAUCUGACGGAGGAUGCGGUUUUCGCGGUCAAGGAUGAGUUGGUGGUCAAGUUCUUGCCUCAUAAGGGAGACUCUAAGGCGCGCUGGUAUCUUGAGUAUGAUUUCGUUUUGAGCAGGGAGGAUUAG
Messenger RNA from Neurospora tetrasperma FGSC 2508, 969 nucleotides. RefSeq lists its product as uncharacterized. The coding region runs from base 1 to 969 and encodes 322 amino acids. The transcript is spliced from 2 exons. Gene Ontology annotation, molecular function: catechol 1,2-dioxygenase activity; ferric iron binding. The record is from RefSeq and is a predicted model, not a curated record. Gene Ontology annotation, biological process: catechol-containing compound metabolic process. Lineage: Eukaryota; Fungi; Ascomycota; Sordariomycetes; Sordariales; Sordariaceae.